AUGCGAGCCUACUUCAUCCUGCUACUGGCGGUAGCUACUCUUCUCGUCAGCACCAACACUGCCUCGGGCUCUGCCAUCAAGUUACGAUCUACCCAUGCCGAAGUGGAAACUGACAGUGGACGAGUUCUUCUUGCAAAUUCGAAGACCUCUACAGACGACGAAGAGAGAGCAGCCUUGGAUGUAAUCAAGAAGGUGGGCAACUGGGUUCGCAACAAGAAGCUUCUAGCAAACCUGAAGAUGCAGGCAUCAUACGUGUACUCCGAAAAGAUUACACGAGAAAUAAUGGGUAAGGGUAUCGACCCCGACAUGCUCUUUGCGUUGCUGAAGCUUGGCACCAAAAACAAACGAUGGAGUGCAAGAUCUGGCAACAAACCUAGGUACACACUGUGGAUGAAUUACAAGGAGGGGUACGAGGCGCUCAAUUCCAAUUGGAAAAGCAAGUUGCCACCGAUCAGUGACUUGUAA
Phytophthora nicotianae INRA-310 is the source of this 465-nucleotide messenger RNA. RefSeq lists its product as hypothetical. Lineage: Eukaryota; Oomycota; Peronosporomycetes; Peronosporales; Peronosporaceae. The record is from RefSeq and is a predicted model, not a curated record. The transcript has a single exon. Bases 1 to 465 code for a protein of 154 amino acids.